Molecule: messenger RNA, 3813 nt
Organism: Cyprinodon tularosa
Lineage: Eukaryota; Metazoa; Chordata; Actinopteri; Cyprinodontiformes; Cyprinodontidae
Gene: zbtb18
Product: zinc finger and BTB domain containing 18
Exons: 3
Coding region: 490-2220 (576 amino acids)
Biological process (GO): regulation of transcription by RNA polymerase II
Cellular component (GO): nucleus
Molecular function (GO): RNA polymerase II cis-regulatory region sequence-specific DNA binding; protein binding; DNA-binding transcription factor activity, RNA polymerase II-specific
Source: RefSeq, a predicted model, not a curated record
GCUGACUCGCAGAACCAGUUGGUUUGGCCCAGCGUCUUCUUUUCCUGCCUCCUCACUGAGUGAGUGAACUGCCGCUGCUGCGGCUGCUGUCAGCCUACGCCAACGUGAGAAAAAGAAGACAUAUCCCUUCCUCUCUCCUCCUCUGUGAGACGGCCUUCACUUUCUUUUUCCUCCUCCUCUUCCUCCUCCUCGCCGGCACCGCGCCGUGCCACACAGCCAACUCGCCUCGGUUCGAGUUCAGCAGCAACAAGCUCGGAAACAUCUGGCCGCCGCAGAGUGCUCCACUCCCCCGGUUCCCGCACAGCGCCUGCUCGCCCUCUGGCAGCCUGUUAUGGAAAUUAAACCAAAGUCAACCUAGUUUGGUCUCCAGAAGAGAAGAAAAAAGAAGAAGAGGAAGAUUUGACGGGGGGAGAACCUUGUUGUCUUGAGAAGGAUACGCGGCCAGUCAGAGAGCCCGGCUAUCCUGCCACACUGGAGUUAAUCAAGUUGAUGCGUACUGCUGCAGGUUAUGAGGACGGCAGGAUGGAGUUCCCAGACCACAGCAGACAUUUACUCCAGUGUCUGAGCGAGCAGCGGCACCAGGGCUUCCUGUGUGACUCUACGGUGCUGGUGGGCGAUGUCCAGUUCCGUGCCCACCGCGCUGUGCUGGCCUCCUGCAGCAUGUACUUCCACCUGUUCUACAAGGACCAGCUGGACAAGAGGGACGUGGUGCACCUCAACAGUGACAUCGUGACUGCACCGGCUUUCUCCCUGCUCCUGGAGUUCAUGUAUGAAGGCAAGCUUCAGUUCCAGGACCUUCCUGUGGAGGAUGUGCUAGCGGCGGCCAGCUACUUGCACAUGUAUGACAUUGUCAAGGUGUGUAAGAAGCGCUUAAAGCAAAAGGCCACCGCAGAGGCAGACAGCACUCGCAGAGAGGACGACGGCGGGUCCAGCUGCUCCGACAAGGCUGAUAGUUUAUCCGAUGGCUCAACAGGCCGGCCUGCUACCGCCGAUCUGCUGCACAGUGAUGAAGAAGAGGAGGGGAAGGCUGAGGGAAGCCAGCUGUGGCUGAGGUUGCCGUCCACGGACAGACCAGGGACGCCGGGUGGGGCUACGACCAGCCCAGGGCAUGGAGAGGCAGAGACCCAGCCGGGUGAAGGCCUGGGGGAGGGAGGGAAGGUGCUGUCUCCAGCCGGCAGCCCCAGCAGCUCCACCGGAUCUCUCUCCCAGAGGUCCCACCGCUCAAUAAGCUCUCGAGUCGGGCACAGAGGCAGAAGGGUUUCAAACGACGCGUCCGACUGCGUCCUGGACCUGUCCGUGAAGCCGAUUGCUGUCAGCAACCACAGCAACCACCAUCCAUCCUUCUUCAGUGGGGCAGCUACACCUGACAGCCUGCAGAGCCCAAUGACUGUGAGGGUGAAGGUGGAGAGAGGUGUCGCCUCAGAUGAAGAUGAGGAACUGGGAGGGGCUGACUAUGACAUGGAGCACAGCGGCCUGAGUAAAACCCAGGUUCCCAGCACCAACGGAGGCCUGACCCACCACGGGGUGGGGGGGCCUCUGUCGGCCCAGAGGAGGUUGGGUCUGGAGGCUCACCUGUCUGCUCUGAGAGAGGCGUCUCUGGCCUCCGAGCUGGAGCGCGAUGAGAAGCCUCCAGCCUCAGCAGACGACGAGGACAUCCUGGGGGGAGAAAACGAGCGCGCCCAGGCCGAAGCGGCCAGCAUGGACAACUCGUUGCUGCCUUACGUUUCCAACAUGCUGUCGGCCCAACACACCCAGAUCUUCAUGUGCCCGCUGUGCAACAAGGUGUUCCCCUCUCCACACAUCCUCCAGCUUCACCUCAGCUCCCACUUCAGGGAGCAGGAGGGCAUCCGCUCCAAGCCCGCCGGGGACGUCAACGUUCCCACCUGCACCAUCUGCAGCAAAACAUUCUCCUGCAUGUACACGCUGAAGCGCCAUGAGCGGACACACUCGGGUGAAAAGCCCUACACCUGCACUACCUGCGGCAAGAGCUUCCAGUACUCUCACAACCUCAGCCGCCACGCUGUGGUGCACACACGCGAGAAGCCGCAUGCGUGCAAGUGGUGCGAACGGCGCUUCACGCAAUCCGGGGACCUCUACCGACACAUCCGCAAGUUCCACUGCGAACUGGUGAACUCGCUGUCAGUGAAGAGCGAGCCGCUAGCGCUGCCCAACGUCAGGGAUUGGGCGAUCGAGGACAGCUCCCAGGAAUUAUGGAAGUAGAAUCAGACUGUUGGGGUUGAGAAAAAGAAAGGCAGAGAUGCUUGGGGAGGUGAGAGGAAGGCGGCAGAGUUAAGCAGCCGGGGUUUUCAGUGAGUCAUAUACUUCUUCGUUGCGACAUCUCAUUCAACCGCACUUUAAUAGCACCUGAAAAAUGUUACUACUGACUUAUUUUAUUGUCUGUUUGGGGUCAUGUUUUAUUUUAUGUGAAAGUCCAGUUAUCAUAUGGCGUUAGUUCUCUUUUAUGUUUGUUUUUUGUUUUUUUUUUGCAUCUGAGGACACACGUUCCUCCAUGAGUGUCUUUUAUUUAACUUUUAUUUAUUUAGCUGUUUUUGAAAGAGUUGUUUUUUUUUCCUCCAUUUGUCUGUUUCACCCCAGAGACAACACUCCCAUCGCCGCAACCCCCCCCCCCCCCUGCUCCACAAAAGGCGCGCUCCUCUACAGGGGUUCAUAUUAAAAUGCUGAAGUAAAAGAAAAACAAUACACUAAUAAACAAAAAAAAAAAAAAACGGGUACUGUGAGGCCACCCCGCACGGCAUUGGCAUCCGUACGCCUGCUCCCAUUCAAUUCUGCACUACUCUGGCAAAAACAAACACACAAAAAGAAGAAAAGUCACCUAUCAUGUGUGAGCGUGUGUGAGUGCAUUUUGUGUGUAUUAAAUUAGAUUUCCCUCCUGGCAUGAAGGUGUCGUUGGCGAGCGCUCCCCACUUCUCUCGUUAAGCUCUUUGGUGUUGUGUUGGUGUGUUCAGGGGAAAGCUGACUGACUAACCGAUGGCACUCAUGCAAUGCACAGCCUCCUUUUUUCACUUCCAAUCAAUCUGAAGUAUUUUCUAAAAAUGAGAAGACCUUUACAAAUAUUAUUAUUAUUGAUGAUUUUUCUUUUCUUGAAUCUAGCUGGCAGUCUUUAAAACAUCUCUUGUUGUAAAGGUAUUUAAUUUAAGGUUGUUGUAUAUUGUUCUGUUAUAGUUGAAAGACUUUAAUCCCUUACAUUUUUUUUAACUUAAUAAUAAUUAUUAUUAAUAUUAUUAUUUUUUUGUAACAGGACCUGCUGUUGUUGCAUGAUGUCCAAAACCUGUAUAUUUUAAAAUGAAAAUGUGAAUCUGCUGUAUUACUGUACACAUUGUAAUUGAUCAACUAUUUGAGAACAGGCUUUUGUUUUUUUUUCCCUUCUAUUUUUGUGAAUACUACAGGGAGCGAACUGUUUUUAAAAAGAAAAACUAUCACUCUCGGUUUUUAAAGGGAGGAAAAAUGCAUGAAGAUUUGGAUUUUGAUUUUGUCUUAAACUUUUAGUUUAGUUUUUUUUUUUUUGUUGGCAUCAGAAGGGGAGGGGUAGGGGUGUUUUUGAACAGUUCAUUUGUUGGUGAAAAGUUGUCUCUGUUGAUUCGCUCCUAGUAGGUCUCUCGCUCGGGGUCCUGGAGGAAACAUUAUAGAAAGGCGACAUGAAGCAUUUUAAGCCUGUCUUUAUGCACUGAUUUCUCUGCUGUGUGUGUGUGUGCGUGUGUGUUUACCAGUUGAUUGAACCUACUGAAGCUCUACAUCCACCCAGCACUUGGUCCUCCUGCUCCUCCUCAGGCAUUAAAUGUCCCCACUGCUUUC